Molecule: messenger RNA, 1689 nt
Organism: Gekko japonicus
Lineage: Eukaryota; Metazoa; Chordata; Lepidosauria; Squamata; Gekkonidae
Product: PHD finger protein 13-like
Exons: 5
Coding region: 1-951 (316 amino acids)
Biological process (GO): mitotic chromosome condensation
Molecular function (GO): chromatin binding
Source: RefSeq, a predicted model, not a curated record
AUGCAGCCCCCACGGAAACGACAGAGAACUGUGGAAGACUUCAAUCAAUUCUGCACCUUCGUGCUAGCCUACGCAGGCUACAUCCCCUACCCAAAGGAGAAUGAGCCGUGGCCUCUUCGGGGCAACCUGAGCCCCCAGAACAGCACAGGAAGCACCCGAGACAGCGACAGCUGCGCCUCAUCCCAGUCCUGCGACUCCCAGGGGCUGUCCGACGACGGAGGGGGCAGGAACACGACGUGCAAAGGGGCCGCGGGGGACCUGUUCCUGAACUGCUCCGACGUUUCUGGCGGCUUCUGCCCGGCCCGGCCCCAUCAGCCUAAGAAGAAGAAGCACUCGGCAAAGAAGCUGAUCUUGGACCGAGAAGCUGACAAGAGAGCGGUGCUGCUGAGCUUGAAGGAGGAAAGGCUCGAGCCGGGAGGAGAGACUCGUGGGGAAGGAGAGGAGCUGGGCUCCCGCCUCCCAAGGGAAGAACUGCAGUCCGGAUCCCUCUUGGAGCAAUACGUGAAGGAGGAGAAAGGGUGGAUCUACGGGGUGCCGUCAGCCGAAAAGCCACUGGCUGGAGCCCUUGGGCCCGAGGAACAGAGCGCGUGCGAGGAGGGAAGAGUCAGCGCUGCCUGUUGGGACACAAGAGAGCAGAGCAGUGAAGAAGAGCUCAGUAGAGACGGCCUACAGCUCAGUACAUCACGCGAAGAGUUUGCAGCUCCCUCAGACAGCAAAGCAGAUGAGGAUGACGCCUGGGAUCUGAUCACUUGCUUCUGCUUAAAGCCUUUUGCCGGGAGGCCCAUGAUCGAGUGCAACGAAUGCGCCACCUGGAUCCACCUCUCGUGCGCCAAGAUCCGCAAAUCCAACGUGCCCGACAUCUUCAUCUGCCAACGGUGCCGUGACGCAAAGCAAGAGAUCCGUCGCUCCAACCGUGCCCGCACCGUGCCACGCAAGCGCUUUUGCGACUGACUCUGGCUUAAGGGGCAGCUGGGUUCCCUUUAACGCCUAAUCGGAUCCCAGAGAUGCAAGACAAUCAAAAUGCAGGAACGGCUCCCUGGGGAGUGGCAUACCCCUAUAAUGAAAGUGGUCCCCCCCCCAAAAAAAAAAAUGCUUUGAGACUCUAGGAUAGUGAAAGGUAUCUUUAAGGCUGGUGGGCACUGUUCUCCCCGUGACAGAACCCGUAAAAGGGAUGCUGUUGAUCUCAGGGUUACACCAGAGUAGGAGAUGCGAAGGCGGCCGGCAGACACAAGUGACUGGUUUGGUGGGUUCCAGUGCACAAUGCACUACGUCAGCCAGAAGGCCUCUUUGCCUGUCUGCGGAUACAGCUCGGUGCCUUUCUUCCAGGGGGGGGUGUUAGCCCAAAUUUAGUUCUAGCGUGGUACGAGAUAGCCACCUGGGUUUGUGCGGUUAUACUUCCCCAGUCUUUUUUUUUUUUUAGUUCUCUGGCAAAGCCUAGCCCACCCUUUUUGAAACAAGUCAGCUUUCAUCUCCAGGAACUUUCUCAGAGGGGGGGGGAAACACAUCUACAUCAUAAGGCCGUUUUCCUUCCGAAGCAGAGCAGGUAUCAGAAAACAAGCAGCUCUUGUGUUUCUGCUCCCCGAAUGGCAGCCCUGGCCAGCUGCCAUCCGACCUGGAGGUGGGGGCGAUCGCUUCUGGGUCUUUUAAUAAGCCUGCCGUGUUCACAAGCUUGGCAGGGCCUUUGUCAGG